AUGUUCAACCAUUCCGUUGCAAUUUGGUUGCUAUUGAUUCCAGUACUUUUAACAAUAACGAUAGAUGGGCAGUACAUUGGAGCCAGGCAAAGGAUAUUCCAUCCCCUCAGAGCACCUACUAUACAAAGGGGUGAUCAGUCGCCCCUACCAGAUAAUGAUCCAUACCCAGAUAGCAGAAGUCUUCAAGAAAUACACCCCCUGACAGACAUCUUCAAGUUUAGACGGCAAGGCUUCAGCCACAACCAGGGUUAUGAGCCUAAGAAGCUACAUCCAUGUGAACAGAGCUCCUGUUACCCAGCCACUGGCAACUUGUUGAUAGGUAGAGAAAGCCAGCUCUACUCUUCCUCUACUUGUGGUCUUCAUGGUCAACAGAGGUACUGUAUAGUAUCCCAUUUGGACGCUGAAAGGAAAAAAUGUUUCUGGUGUGACUCUCGACCAGCGACCAAACCAAAUCCAUUUCUGAAUCACAAUAUAAGCAAUAUUGUGUAUAGGCUAUUUCCUGGUACACGUCAGAAGUCAUGGUGGCAAUCAGAAAACGGGAAGGAAAGGGUCAGUAUCCAGUUGGAUUUGGAAGCAGAAUUUCAUUUUACCCAUUUGAUCAUCACUUUUAAAACUUUUCGGCCAGCUGCUAUGUUGAUAGAAAGAUCAUAUGACUUCAACCAGACUUGGCAGGUCUAUAGGUACUUUGCCCAUAAUUGCACUGAAAGUUACCCAGGAAUUCGGGAAGGAACUGCCAAAAAUUUAACAGACAUCGUGUGCGAAUCUAGAUACUCCGGGGUUGCACCAUCAACUGAUGGUGAAAUUAUCUACAGGGUUUUACCACCUAACUUGCCCAUUGAUAAUCCUUACUCUGAACAAGUUCAAGGUUUACUGAAAAUCACGAAUCUGCGUAUAAAUUUCACAAAGCUGCAUACCCUUGGAGACGAUCAUCUGGACAGGAGGGAAGAAAUUCAAGAAAAAUAUUAUUAUGCCAUUACUGAUAUGGUUGUUCGCGGUUCGUGUUCUUGCUAUGGCCACGCAAAUCGUUGUUUACCACUACCAGGAAUAGAUCCCAAACCUGACAUGGUCCAUGGGAGAUGUGAAUGUACUCACAACACUAGGGGACGAAAUUGCGAGAAAUGUGAAGACUUCUUUAACGAUUUGCCAUGGAGACCUGCGAUCGGAAAACAAACAAACGCAUGUAAAAGAUGUAACUGCAAUAACCAUGCAACGAGUUGUCAUUUUGACGCUGCGUUGUACGAAUCAACUGGAAGAGUAAGUGGUGGGGUGUGUGAUGGAUGCCAGCACAAUACAAUGGGACCGAACUGUGAACAGUGUAAACCAUUCUUCUACAUGGAUCCCCAAAAAGACAUCCAAAACCCAGAAGUUUGUCGAUCAUGUGACUGUGACCCACAUGGUUCUUUGGAUGGCGGUAUAUGUGACUCGGUGACCGAUCCUGUCAACAAUCUGGUAGCCGGGAGCUGUCACUGCAAAACAAAUGUUGACGGUCGUCGUUGUGAUGUUUGCAAAAAUGGUUAUUGGAAUUUCACUGACGCGAACCCUGAUGGCUGUCAAGAGUGUACUUGCAAUACAUUCGGAACCAUCGACAACCAAGGUUGCAAUGUAGGAACCGGUGAAUGUUUCUGCAAACGUUACGUAACCGGUAGAGACUGUAACCAGUGUCUCCCGCAAUAUUGGGGGCUCUCUGACAAAAAAGAUGGUUGCCAACCUUGUGAAUGUGAUCCAGGUGGUUCUGAAGAUAACUUUUGUGACGUUAUAACUGGGCAAUGUAAAUGUAGGGACCAUAUGACUGGAAGAAGUUGUAACUCACCUACACAACAGUACUUCACAGCUAGCUUAGACUUCUUACUUUACGAAGCUGAGGCAGCUAGAUCUAGUGGUCAAGUUGUUAUUAGAGAACCAUACAGAGAUGGCAGAGAUGACACUUGGUCUGGGACAGGCUUUGUCAAAUCCUUUGAAGGAGGCUUCCUAGAAUUUGUAGUAGAUGAGAUAAAGACUACAAUGAACUACGAUAUUGUAAUUCGGUACGAACCAACUUCGCCGAACAGCUGGGAAGAAGUGACUGUAACUGUUGAUCGACCACAAGGUAACCGAGAAGGAAUAUGCGCUGAUGCAGAUCCAGCAGAUGACAUCAAGACUGUUACGUUGCCUUCAAACGCAAGAAGUGUAACAUCAUAUCCACCUAGUUGCUUCGAAGCCGGAAAAACUUACAGGGUUAGACUCGAGUUCAGACGAUCUGAGUUCCAAAAAGAAGUGCCCUCAGCUUCAGUGUUGAUCGAUUCAAUUGUAUUGAUACCAAGGAUUGAAGAUAUUCCGUUCUUCCAUGGCUCGGCAGCUGCUGACAUCAGAAGGAAAGAAUAUGAGAGGUUCCAUUGCUCUGAUCCAAGGUAUUUCGGGAAAAAUGUAGAUAUCCCAGAAAUCUGCAAGAAAUAUUUCAAUAGCAUUGCUGCAUAUGUUUUCGAUGGAGCUUUCUCAUGUCAGUGUGACCCGACCGGAUCAGUAAGUAAACUUUGUGAUCCACAUGGAGGGUUCUGUACAUGUAAACCAAACGUAUUAGGAAGACGUUGUGACAGAUGCGCGCCUGCGACAUACGAUUUCAGUCCGGAAGGUUGCAGAUCGUGCGAUUGUAAUAGUAUUGGUUCUUUAGACAACUUAUGUAACGCUACUACUGGCCAGUGCAAAUGCAGAGCCAACACCUAUGGAAGAGAGUGUGAUCAGUGCCGAACUGGUUUUUGGAGGUUCCCUAAUUGCGAGCGAUGCGAUUGUAAUGGCCAUGCCGAUAUUUGUGAGGCAAAGACUGGUGUUUGUAUCAAUUGCAGAGAUAAUACUCAGGGAGACCACUGUGAAUACUGCGUGAACAGCUACUUUGGCGAUCCGAGAAUCAACGUGGACAUUCCUUGUAGACCAUGCCCUUGUCCAGGUCCUAUUGGAUCCAACCAUUCUUAUGCCAACACAUGUAUGCUGAACCCUCACACCAAAGAUGUAAUUUGUGAGUGCCAAGAAGGUUACUCAGGAGCUAGAUGUGAUGUUUGUUCAGACAAUUACUUUGGGAACCCCGAAGAACCUGGUGGUUCUUGUAGGAACUGCGAAUGCAACGAUAAAGUUGACCUUCUUGCUCCCGGUAACUGUGAUCCACACACUGGAAGAUGUCUUAAAUGUUUGUAUGAGACUACUGGGGAACACUGUGAAAUUUGUAGAGCCGGAUUCUUCAGAUAUGCCGAUGACAAGCUGUGUGAGGAAUGCGUGUGUCAUAUUCUGGGAACCAAUAGCUCAGCUGGACCAUGUGAUCCUUCUAGUGGACAGUGCCCUUGCUUGCCAAAUGUGUCCGGUUUAAGAUGUGAUGCUUGCAUAACAAAUCACUGGAAAAUUGCUAGUGGAAAAGGUUGCGAAGCUUGUGCUUGUGAUCCUCUAGGAUCACUGAGUCCUCAGUGUAAUGAAUUCGAUGGACAAUGUCAAUGCAAACCUGGCUUUGGAGGAAGACAGUGCAAUGAAUGUAUGCCUAGAUUCUACGGCGAUCCUAAUGUUCAGUGCUUAGAAUGCCAAUGUGAUCAUAUGGGUGCCAAAACAGAUCAAUGUAACAUGCAGACUGGAACCUGUGUAUGUCUACCAGGUGUGGGAGGAUACAAAUGUGACAGAUGUGACAGAGCAUACAUAGGAUCAGUUCCAGAUUGUAUACCUUGUGGAGAAUGUUUCGAUAAUUGGGACCGUAUUUUGCAGGAAGCUAAAAAUCAAACACUGGAAAUUAUCGAAAGAGCUGGGGAUAUAAAGAAAGUUGGAGCCACUGGUGCCUACACUAAAGAAUUUGAUGAAAUGCAAAACCAGUUGGAUGAAAUCGAACAGUUGUUGACUAAUACUGAUGAAGUUGAUGUUGGAGAAAUAGAAGAUGAACUGCAACAGCUAGGAAUAAGGAUAAAUAAAACAGAGAACGAGAAACUAAAUAAGCUAGAUGAUGAAUUGGAUGAUAAUAAGCAACUGAUAUUGAUCAAGGAACUGAAACUAAAGAGUUUGGUUGAUAGUUUGAACAACCUGAGGAAGAAAAUUAGUGAAUUGGAGAAGAAUGGAACCAGACUUCAAGAAGCGAACGUACAGGGUGCUCUAACACUCAUUGGUGAUGCGAAGGAAAAAGCUGACAGAGCAGUAAAAAAGGCUGAAAAUUCUAAGGAUGAUGUGGAAUAUGCCGAAAUACAGUGCACUGCUACAGCAACGUUCAUCAACAAUACUGAGAAGAUGUACACAAAGCAAUCAGAAGAUAACAAAAAUGAGCUGCUGAAUAUAUCGGCGAAACUUGAGAAACUCAAUAGUCAGAUUCCAGAGUUGAAUAAUUUAGUUUGUGAUGGUCAUGGGGACCCUUGUGACGCUAUUUGCGGAGGAGCAGGUUGUGGAUACUGUGGAGACUUACUUUCUUGCGCUAAUGGAGCCAAACAGCAAGCUAACACUGCAAUAGAGCAUGCUAAUAACACCGAAAUAGCACUCAGAAACAAAGAAAGCUCAGCUAAUGAUUUCAUCAGAAAUGUAUCAUUGAUAAACACCAAUGAAACAAGGACACUUGCACAAGAAACAUUCAAUAAAAUUUUGGAGGAGUUGAAGAAGGCUAAUAAUUCUCUCAAAGAAGUCACCGAUAUGAGAAAUGAAAUGCGAGAAUUUUCAGGACAAAACAACACGAAACCUGCAGAUAUAAAGAAAUUGGCAGAGGAGAUAUUACAGAAGAAUGUUCAGAAAACACCAGAGGAGGUGAUGGAAUUGGCUGAGAAUAUCAAAAAUGCUGUUGAUCGUCUCACAAAUACUGAUUACAUCAUAGAAGCUACAAAAGGUGAUUUAGCUAGGGUGAACAUUUUGAAAGAACAAGCCAUAUAUGCAAAAUCUAAUGCUACAAAAUUGCUCAAGGAAGCUGAGGAUGUCAAUAAAUCUUUGAACGAAACCCAGGGUGCUCAGGUAGAAGCUGAAGAAGCUAUAGAAAAGGCUUGGGAUGACUAUAAAACUGUAGAAGAUAUACUGUAUGAGAUUGGGAACAAUACAGAAGCAGCACAGAGUACUACGAACGAAAUUGAUGAACACAUUCGCGUUCUGAAGGAUAAGCUAACAGAUCUCCAGAGAAACAUCACUGAUAAUGGUAUUUUUGCAAAUAGAGUAAUUGAGGAAUCCAUUAAUAUUGUGAAAAAUGCCAGAAAGACUACCGACGAUUCAGCAGUAUUGCAAAAUAGAUACAAUAGUGCAACUAAUGAACUGAAAGAAAAACUCGAGAAUGUUAAAGCUACCAAAGAAAGAGCCAACGAGUUAUUCACGAAAGCUCUGACUUUGGUAGCGAAGGUAACUAAGAGUCAAGAAGAUAUACAAAGAUUGGAGGAUAGUGGUCAAGGUGAGGAAUUGGAAAAUCUGGAAAAUAUUUUACAAGAUUUGAUAAGGAAAAUGAACAGACAUACUACAAAACUUGAAGGUAGGGUCCAAUACUACAAAUCUUGCAGUUAA
Phaedon cochleariae (mustard beetle) is the source of this 5466-nucleotide messenger RNA. Lineage: Eukaryota; Metazoa; Arthropoda; Insecta; Coleoptera; Chrysomelidae. The record is from the annotation of a GenBank genome assembly.